CGGGGUGUGACGUCAGGCAAAGGGGCGUGUGAGCGGAUUGAGGCCGGGGAAGUGACGUCAGAGUGAGGGCAGUGGGUGGGUAGAGAGCGCUAGAGCCUUCCAGAAGGCGAGAAGUCCGUGUAGCUUCCAGAUCCCUCUGUAAGCAACAAGAUGGUGGAUUACAGCGUGUGGGAUCACAUCGAAGUGUCUGAUGAUGAAGACGACACUCAUCCCAACAUCGAUACGGCCAGCUUAUUCCGAUGGCGUCACCAGGCCCGUGUUGAGAGGAUGGAGCAGUUUGACAAAGAGAGAGGAGAACUUCAGAAAUCGGCGAAUGAAUGUAAAAAGAAACUGUCCGAAUGUCAGAAGAAACUGAAAGAAAUGGAGGUUAAGGACAGUGCGAAGGUCGAGGCCGAGAAGCUGAAGAAAGAAGUGGAGCAGCUGAAGAAGGAGGAGAAGAACUGGUUGAAGAAGGAAGAAGAGCUGAAGAAGAAAGAGAAGACGAUGCCUUGGAAUGUGGACACGCUCAGCAAGGAAGGCUUCAGCAAGAGCGUUUUUAACGUAAAACCAGAAGUUAAUGAGGAGACGGAAGAGCAGAAGGAACAAAAGCACAAAACCUUUGUAGAAAAGAAUGUCAAGCAACUGAAACAUUUUGGAAUGCUGCACCGCUGGGACGACAGCCAGAAGUACCUGUCUGAUAACUCCCACCUGGUGUGCGAGGAGACCGCCAACUACCUGGUCAUCUGGUGUAUUGACCUGGAAGUGGAAGAGAAACACGCCCUUAUGGAACAAGUCGCCCAUCAGACCAUCGUCAUGCAGUUUAUUCUGGAGCUGGCCAAAAGCCUAAAGGUUGAUCCCCGAGCAUGCUUCCGCCAGUUCUUCACCAAGAUAAAGACCGCCGACCAGCAGUAUAUGGACGCCUUCAAUGACGAGCUGGAAGCUUUCAAGGGCCGAGUACGGGAACGCGCAAAAGUCCGGAUAGAAAAGGCCUUGAAAGAAUACGAAGAGGAAGAGCGAAAGAAGAGACUGGGCCCCGGGGGGCUGGAUCCUGUGGAGGUUUACGAGAGUCUUCCAGCUGAAUUACAGAAAUGCUUUGAUUCAAAAGACAUUCAGAUGCUGCAGGACGCGAUCAGCAAACUGGACCCUAACGACGCCAGGUUUUACAUGAAACAAUGCGUCGACUCCGGACUCUGGGUUCCAAACGCCAAAGGAGACGCCCCCGACAAAGAGGACGCGGACGCAGAACCAGUCUACGAAGAGGCCAAAAAUGAGUCCACCGAGCAGAAAGCGGAAUCUUAAGGCAUCUCCAAAGCAGCUCUCAACGUGGUGCAAUAGAAUUAGCAGGAUCUCUUCUGAGGGACCUUUACCUUUUUUGACCCACAAGAGGUGCAGCCAAUGCUAUUAACCUUCCUCUGAGAUAUGGAUCCAAUCACAAGGCUGAAGAAAGCAAAAUACAGAAGGGGAACAAAAAAACAAACUGGUGACACUGGGAACGAGGGAUAUAGCGAAGGUCCCCAGGCUCCAUGAUUUCUGGCGGGUACCUGACUGUUGUUUUGUUAAAUUUUCUUCCUUUCCACCUCGGGGUAUGAAUUUUUUGGAGGCUGCUUUUUAUCCCUCAGGGCUGAACGGGCGAGACUGCAUCCCAGGAGGUGACACUGAACCUACGUAAUCCCUAUAGCGCAGUAGCAUGCUGGUUAGGGAUGGUCUACUACAGCUGGGGUGUCGUGCCUAUAUCAGUACUGGGACAGGGAUAACGGCAGUCUUGUGUCCUGUGUGGCUGUGAAUCAUUUGCUUGUUCUGCUUUCUUGUUAAUGUUACAGCACUGAGAAGAACAUAAAAGUCAUUUUUUUCACUAGAAA
Bufo gargarizans (Asiatic toad) is the source of this 1838-nucleotide messenger RNA. RefSeq names its product cell division cycle 37, HSP90 cochaperone (gene CDC37). Gene Ontology annotation, cellular component: cytoplasm. Bases 151 to 1278 code for a protein of 375 amino acids. NCBI's taxonomy places the organism in Eukaryota, Metazoa, Chordata, Amphibia, Anura, Bufonidae. Gene Ontology annotation, biological process: protein folding; protein stabilization. The record is from RefSeq and is a predicted model, not a curated record. Gene Ontology annotation, molecular function: protein-folding chaperone binding; heat shock protein binding; protein kinase binding. The transcript has 9 exons.